AUGCCUUCGAAGCUGGUACCCACCAACCCGGAGGAGGUGAUGGUCAUCCGGGAUGUCACACCCAAUGUUGUGACGCUGUCUGUGCCGUUUGCCAGGUUUGGGAAGGUCCCUAUUGGAGGGAGGGCGACGAUUGUCCGUUUGACCUCCGGAGCCCUGGCAAUCUUCUCCCCCGUUGCGUUAACCCUUACCGUGCGCGCGAAACUCUCUUCCCUAGGCAACAACGUGCGCUACCUCAUCGCCCCGGACAUUGAGCACCACCUGUUCCUGUCAGAAUGGAAGUCCGCCUUCCCCGACGCAAAGCUCAUAGGCCCGGAGGGCCUUCCCGAAAAACGCGCCAAGGCACAUGCCGCUGGGAGUGAGAUGAUCGGGAAUGAGGAAUUUGAUGCCAUAGUGACGAGGGAGAAUUAUCUGAAUGUGUUGGGGGAGUUUGGGGAGGAUUUCGCCACCGAUUUUGACAUGGAAUACGUCUCCGCACAUCCGAACCGUGAACUAGUCUUCUACUUCCGUCCCGACCGCGUGCUCAUUCAAGCCGAUUUAUUUUUUAACCUGCCCGCCACAGAACAGUAUUCCCGCGUCCCCGAGUCGGAAAAACCCUCCCCUGGUUUAUUGACAAGAAUGUUUACCUCCCUCCAGACGCCAGGGAGCGGCAAUCCGUUGGGGAUGAAGAGGUUCAUGUGGUAUCUAGUGAGUAAUAGCAGGGGGGAUAGGGAGGCGUUUAAUGAGAGUGUGAGGCGGAUUGGAGAGUGGGACUUUGAGGUUGUGGUGCCGUGCCAUGGGGAGACAGUUGUACAGGGGGGCAAGGAGUUGUUUGAGCGGGUGUUUGAGUGGCAUUUGAAGGCGGCGAGGGAGAAGGGAAAAUUUUGA
Molecule: messenger RNA, 864 nt
Organism: Thermochaetoides thermophila DSM 1495
Lineage: Eukaryota; Fungi; Ascomycota; Sordariomycetes; Sordariales; Chaetomiaceae
Exons: 2
Coding region: 1-864 (287 amino acids)
Source: RefSeq, a predicted model, not a curated record